Colias croceus (clouded yellow) is the source of this 1764-nucleotide messenger RNA. RefSeq names its product protein seele (gene sel). Gene Ontology annotation, cellular component: endoplasmic reticulum. Lineage: Eukaryota; Metazoa; Arthropoda; Insecta; Lepidoptera; Pieridae. The record is from RefSeq and is a predicted model, not a curated record. The transcript has 7 exons. The coding region runs from base 127 to 849 and encodes 240 amino acids.
AGAGUUCGUGUAUUUACGAGCAAUAUGAAAAUGAUAAACAUUUUAUACACGUAGAAUAAAGUUUUAGCGGCAUUUUAGUGUAAAGUUGGAUUGAAAAAGCACCAUUUUUGUAUUAAUUUAUCUAAAAUGCGUUUAGCUAGUUCUAUAAUAGUAUUGCCUUUUAUUUUAACACUAGUUUCUGCGGCAAUUGAUCCGCGAAAUUUAAAAUGUUUAGUCUGCCGGACGACUUUUGAUGAGCUUAACAAUGCGAUAAAAAAGGUGGAUAAAUGGAAAAAAGUAGAUGUUGGCAACUUCAGAAUGGAUGCAGCUGGCAACACCAUGCAACAAAAGGUGCCGGCACACCGAUCAGCUGUGUACAUUUCUGAAAUGAUUGAUGGAAUUUGCAAGCGUAUGGACGACUACGUGCGCGUAUACUACAAGGCGACCGGCAAGCUGGCCAUCAUGCAACUGAUGGUGGAAAAUGGCGGCAUGAAUCCAGACUUUUCGAAGACGAGGUUCGUCACGGACGACGAUUUGAACAAGAGCUUGGAGUACUAUUGUGAACGUAUGUUUGAAGAAAACGAAGAUGAAAUAACUGACUUGUACAAGAACAGGCCGGAAGAUGACGUCAUGCCGGACGCAGAAAAGGAGAUCUGCUUCAAACACACGAACUACUGUGAAGACUGGAUGUUGCCAAACGAAGAAGACACCACGUGGACCGCUGAAAUGGAGGCUGAGUAUACUAAGGUUCACGGCGCAGACCCGUACGGUUUCGGUGGUGGUCUACCCCAACAGUCCAUCACCCGUGACGUCAGCGAUGAUGACGGUUAUGAUGACACCGAUGAUGAUGAGCAACGGGAAGAUUUGUGAAGUGUAAUGUUGUAGUGAAGUGUAGUGUAGUGUGAUUCAACUGGGAUAAGGUAUAGGUAGGUGACCUAUGUGACAAUUUAGGUCAAAUGUCAAUUAAAAAUUAUUAAAAUAUGUUGUUAAAAAAUUCAAAAAGCAAUCUUUAUGGUCUUUUCAAUAUAAUAAACUAGCGGUCCGCCUCGGCUUCGCCCGUGGUACAUAUUUCGCAAUAAAAGGUAUAUAGAUUUUUCUGACUAAAUUCUUAUCUUCUAUAUAUAUAAAAAUGAAACCCGUUUUCUUUGGUCACGGCAUCACGCAUGCACGAAUGGACCGAUUUUGAUAAUUCUUUUUUUAAUAUAUUCCUUGAAGUACGAGGAUGUUUCUUAUGGAAAGAAAACAUAAACAUGUACCACGGGCGAAGCCGGGGCGGACCGCUAGUAAUGUUAUAAAAAGGCGCAAAUUCAAUCCUAUUCUUAGUUGAAUCACAUAUAAAUGUGAAGUAUUGCAUUGUAAGAUGUGUGAAAUUGUUAUUUUAUAUGAGUUGUUAAAAAUAAAUUAUUCAUCCUAAUGUUUUCUGCUAUUUUUUUGCAUUGACAUAAAAAUCACAAUUUGGCUAAGAAUUAUUUGAAAUUAAAAUGGUAAGCAAUCUAAUUGAGUAUAAUUCUUGCAGAUUGUAUUAAAAUUAAUUUGUACCAAGAAGAAGAAAUAAUAUGUAUAAAUAUGUAUAUUCAUUUAAUAUUAAUAUUCAUUUUUAUGUAAAAUAAAUUUUAUCUAUACUUUAAAAACAUUCCUUUACAGUUUAGAAUACAGAUACUCUACUUACUUCUUCCUCUUAUUAUAGUAUGUAUUAUAAAUAAACAGUCUUUAUUAGUAAUGUGUUAAAGAAUAUAAAAUAUUUCUUAUAGAAAAUAAAAAUUAAAAAUAUUCGUAAACUAGCUU